GCAGUAGUAGCGAUUCACCACCACCAUCACCAUCACCAUCACCAUCACCAUCACCAUCACCAUCACCAUCACCAUCACCAUCACCAUCACCAUCACCACCACCAUCAGUGUUAACACUCAAGGAACAAACAAACAAAGAAACAAACGAAUGA
This is a messenger RNA of Cercopithifilaria johnstoni, 152 nucleotides long. NCBI's taxonomy places the organism in Eukaryota, Metazoa, Nematoda, Chromadorea, Rhabditida, Onchocercidae. The record is from the annotation of a GenBank genome assembly.